Molecule: messenger RNA, 4481 nt
Organism: Myxocyprinus asiaticus (Chinese sucker)
Lineage: Eukaryota; Metazoa; Chordata; Actinopteri; Cypriniformes; Catostomidae
Product: RING finger protein 215-like
Exons: 11
Coding region: 584-1594 (336 amino acids)
Biological process (GO): negative regulation of canonical Wnt signaling pathway; ubiquitin-dependent protein catabolic process; Wnt receptor catabolic process
Molecular function (GO): frizzled binding; ubiquitin protein ligase activity
Source: RefSeq, a predicted model, not a curated record
UGGCAACCGGAGGAAUUCAGCCAUACAUGUUUGAGCCAGAGUCUGAUCCCGAAUCUGAAGAAAAUGAACCCCCUCCACAAACACCACGGAUACUGCAGUCUGUGACAGCGUGGGUGAGGUGGUCCAGGGCAGUCUGGAGAACGACCCCACAGAAAACCACAGCAAAAAGAAACAUGACCUCGAAGGAGACUUCAAAUUAGUAAGUGAUCAACGCAUGCACACAUAUACAUUGAUAAUGCCUAGGUUUAUUUCAUUGUUUUUAUUGCGUGUUUAUUGUUUUGGCUUUAAAAUUGUUGUCAGUCAGCAUGCAUAAUCUGCUGUAUUUGCAAUUUUAACAUUUUCUUCAUAUGAUGUUAUGGUCUCUGUGUCUGAAAUAUGUGUGGUGGUGUAGAUGUAGUGGUUAAAAAUGUGAGCUGGUAAGUGGAAGAUUAUUUUUUUUUUUUUUUUUUUUUUUUUUUUGCAAUGUAUAUUAUCAGCAUAACAAUUUGAGUUAAAAGCUGAAUUGAAAGAUGAACAGGAAUUUCAAAAUGUCAAAAUAUUUGGUAAGUACCCUUUUUGCUUGUUGACAGCUUGUACUUCCAAAAUGUUUCAAAUAUCCACCUUUGCAAUGUGGUCUCAGACUUUUGGACCUCACUGUAUAGCAGAAACAUGCACCUUUUCUUUUUCUCUGCAGAUAAAAGAUGAAGCGUCUGAAACUAGUACUGAAAAAAGUGAUCAGAACCCCUGGAUUGGAGUGGUACCUGUCCAAAUGGAGGAAGGCACCGUUUCUAGUAACAGCAACCAGGAGUCUUUUGCUGCCUCUGUGGUUAAUAAGAUGAAGCGUGCUCUUGUUUUGGGUGCAUCUGCUUUGAUUAUACUGGUUUUAAACCAGAAUACUGUCCGAGAGAUGGACCUCUCUCAGGUUCUCUCUAAGCCAAUAAUUGUUAUUCAGACAUCAGAAAAUGUCACCAAGCUUAUUGGAGCACUCCUCAGGGGCCUUCAUGCAACUGCAAAAAUCACUUACAAAACUUGUCUACAGGAAAGCCUGGGGGCCACCCUGACCCUUUGGUCCAGCUGUGGGCGAUCAAGAAGUGGGCUGUAUGGAGAGUGGCAGGGGGUCAUUUGCACCGGGGAGACCAACUCUCAGGUUCACAAAUACCUCCAGCAGCUGUGGAACACUGUCGUUCUAGUGGCCCUCGUCCUCUUAACGGGGGUCAUCGUUCAAGCACGCUGGCAGUACCAGGACAACCGGUUUAAUGAUGAUUCAGAGUCACACCUCAAGCAGGACAUUUUAAAGAGAUUAUCAGCACUGAAAACCAGGAUGUACCGGAAGCCUAAACUGAGGUGUGACCCAAUUCAGACACAGCCUGUAGAGAUGGACAAUUGUGCAGUUUGUCUGGAGCAGUACAACAACAACCAGUGUUUGAGGGUGUUGCCGUGCCUCCAUGAGUUCCAUAGAGAUUGUGUUGAUCCCUGGCUACUCCUGCAGCAAACCUGUCCUCUCUGCAAACGCAGUGUGCUUGAAGGAAGAAAGAAAGUCAUACACAUCUGGGAUAGCAUGAGGGUAAUUUUUAUUGAGCUGCACCUGGACGGAUUCUGGACUAGGGAUUUGUGAAAUUAAGUGGUUCAGAUGUUCAUGGCAACUAAACACCUCCUUUGUACUGGAAGGUCAGGAUGCCUCCAUAAUAAUGAUAUUUGACCUUUCUGAAGACUAUGAACCUUUACUUAUAAAAUGACCCCAAGAGACAGGACUAGACCCUGGUUUGAUUAGUUGUUUGAAGGUAGGUCCUUGUACGUGGGAUCAGAUUUAUCAGACACUCUCAAGUUUGUUUAAACAAGGGUGAGGGGAUGGGAUGAGUCUGUGUUUAAUUAAAGGAUAGUUAACCUAAAAAUGAAAAUUGUCAUUUCCUCAUUUUGUUUCUAAAUCUGCUUGACUUUCUUCCAUUGAACACAAAAGGAGGUUUUAGGCAGAAUGUUAUUGUUAGCCACCAUUCACUUUCAUUGCAUUUUUUCCCCAUAUAAUGAAAGUGAAUGGUGAUUGAGGCUGAUAUUCAGCAUACCAUCUCUUUUGUGUUCCAUGUAAGAAAGAAAGUCAAAUGUGUUUGGAAAAACAACGUCAUAAUGAGUAAAUAAUGAAAUAACAUUUUCAUUUUCGGGUGAACUAUCACUUAAAGUAAUGUUCCGGGUUCACCACAAGUUAACCUCAAUUGAAAGCAUUUGUUGCAUAAUGUUGAUUUCCACAAAAAUUAAUUCAGACUCAUUCCUCCUUUUCUUAAAAAAAAAAAAAAAAAAAAAAAAAAGCAAAAAUCGAGAUUAUAGUGAGGCACUUACAAUGGAAGUAAAUGGGGACAAUGAAAGUGAACGUAGCCAAUAUUCUGACAAAUUAAACAGAAAUUUUAAGUUUAUAAUUUUGUAAAAGCACUUGCAUUACGACUUAUGUUAAAACUUAUGUAAUAUUUGAACAGAAAGUUGUUUAAAUUAUAAUUUUUACUGUCAUUUUAGGGUUUGUUGACAUUACAUCGUCAUGGUAACGAAGUUGCGAAAUUGUCUAACUUUACACAGAAAAGGUUUGUAAGUGAUUUUUAUCACACAAAUCAUGUUUACACGCAUAUCCUUUGUCUUGUGGCUAUACUUUUGAAAAAGUUAGUAUUUUAACGUUAAAAAAAUUGCCCCCCAUUCACCUAUAUUGUAAGUGCCUCACUGUAACCCCGAUUUUUGCUUUUUUUAAAGAGGAGGAACGAGUCUAAAUACAUUUUUGUGGUAAUCAACAUUCUGCCACAAAUGCUGUCAAUUUAGUGUAACUAACUAACUCAGAAUAUUCCUUUAAAUCUUUUUUUUUUUUUUUUCUUCCAAUUUGGAAUGCCCAAUGCACUUUAAGUCCUCGUGGUCACGUAGUGAUUCGUCUCAAUCCGGGUGGCGGUGGACAAAUCCCAGCUGCCUCCACGUGUGAGACCAUCAACCCACGCAUCUUAUCACGUGGCUUGUUGAGUGUGUUACCACGGAGACAAUGCACGUGUGGAGGCUUCACGCCAUCCACGCUCAACUCACCACGCGCCCCACAGAGAACUAACCACAUUAUAGCGACCACGAGGAGGUUACCCCAUGUGACUCUACCCUCCCUAGCAACCGGGCCAAUUUGGUUGCUUAGGAGACCUGGCUGGAGUCACUUAGCACGCCCUGGGAUUUGAACUAGCGAGCUCCAGGGGUGGUAGCCAGCUUCUUUUACCACUGAGCUACCCAGGCCUCCAGUUAUUCCUUUAAAUCCUUUAAAAAAUGUAUGCCAAAAAGCAAUCAAGCACUUCACACUUACUUUAAUAAGAUGAAAACUACACUUAAGGAUAAGCAUCAGUAGUUUAACAAAUUAUAAACUAUUGAUAAAAACUAUAAUGAGAACUGAAGGGAAGCCCUGUGCUUUUCUGCUGCAACUAGAGUGAAUUUCACCACGUUACUGUCACUUGUGAAGAGGACCUACAGGGACAUAGUAAAAUGGAAUCACAAGGCAGCAAAACCGAACAUUCAGGGGGCGUUCACACUUACAGUGAUUUUCAGCAACAAAACAACCAGAAGUUAUUAAUGGUCAAUGAGCGACAGAAAUUGUUGGCAAUGCUACAAUGAUGAGUUCAACUUUACACAAAUGCGCAAGACAGUGGAUACCUUUGGAAUUUGCAGUUGAGUAAGAACACCUAAUAGCAACCAAAAGUUCGGUGACUUGGCGAUCUCCAGUGAUUUAAUUGCUGUCAGUAUGUAUGACGUUCCAGUUAAAUUAAACCCAUCUGUAUGGAAGCAUAAUCUGUGUUUAUGCCAAAUCUAAAGAAUUUCCAUCUUCCCAAGUAUCAUGAUACAUGAGUCUUUUCUCAGGAGUACUUAUGUCAAACAGGUAGAAAGCCGGUAUAGUUAAAAUCUCAUUAAACACACACACACACAGAGGAACAACUAAGAAACAGUCUUAAGAACAGCAUUUAUUCAUGUUUUAUCAUUCUAAUUUUUACAUUGUUUUUUUUAUUCCAAAAGCAUUCAUAAAUAUGCUUUCUGUUAGAAAAUCCUUUGUUUAUCUUAGCAAGUAGAAAUAUGUUGCUCUACAUGGCAAGAGAACAUUGCCUGAAGUUCAAAGUGUAACCAGUGUGGCAUACACUUACAGCCUUUGGCACAUCAUAACUAAUUUGUUGAAAUCAGAAUCUGCAGCCAUGAUGUACAGCCUCAGAUUGUGAGGUUUUUGAAGGACUGCACAUAAGUCUUAAUUGCUUUCUGAACCUUUAAGGAACUAACCUGGCUCAGAUUUAGGUCUUAUGAGCAAUGUGUAGCUUUAUUUUUGCUUCAAUAGUGUUAUGUAGCACAUCUUUUGUAGAGUUCAUACUCCACUCUCUUUUUAGAUGAUAUGUAGGGUCUACAUCUCAGUCAAUGUUCCUUUAUUUAUUGAAUUAUACUUAGUGCAAUAACUGUUUGUACCUCUCCUCUGUUCAAUAAACGUAUGUUACAUGGCAAAAGACCUUUGCCUUUAAGCA